Mycena citricolor is the source of this 2238-nucleotide messenger RNA. The record is from the annotation of a GenBank genome assembly. NCBI's taxonomy places the organism in Eukaryota, Fungi, Basidiomycota, Agaricomycetes, Agaricales, Mycenaceae.
CCGCAAUGCACAAUCAGAAUUCAGUGGCAACCAUCCUAUUGUGAACGCCGAGGAUACUUACAUGUCUGCAAACGGAGAACCGCGGGACUCUGGAGUACAUGUAAUAGUUCUGCCAGUCGACUGCCAAUGGCGAGUCGAAGCCUAGGACGAUGUACUGUAAAUUCAAGGUCAGGUGAUCCCAGCAGUUCUCCCGCUCGUCUGAUGCAAAGUUCGGCAAGUCUAAAACGCGUAACGAAUUUCAAAAUUUUCCAUCAUGCCGAGAUCUCGCAUACUUAUACGCUGGCCAUGAUACACGCCUUGCGUUUCCCGUCCUUUCCGAUGCAAGGCUGAACUAUGGAUCUUCGUCCGAGCCUAUAAUCCUACCUUCCUUCCUUUCCUUUCGCACGCAUCGUACCUUUUACGUGCUCCGGCCUGGAUCAUCCCGCCCCUAGUCUAUCCUUCGACGUUCGCACCGCGACCUGCACUGGAACCGCACACAUCGCAUUCGCGCUCCUCAUUUUCGAUCCUAUGAUGAUCGUCCGCCAUUCCUUGACGCGCAGGGACGCCGUUCUCGUCCUUUUGGGGGCGUCCUGCAUGCAUAUAUUCACAUUCCUUUUCCGCUCCCAGCUCGCGCCGCCAGAGAUCUUGAUCGACACGGGUGUGGUCCGCGACCAUCUCCUCGACGUGCCGCCCGUGGGGGUCCACGUAACCCAUAUCAGAACAAAGACCAUCGUGCACGCUACGACCGUUAUUGCCACCGCCCACUCACAACCCACUGCAGAUACACACGUCGCAGAGGCUGAGGUGGUGGACGUCGCGCGGGAUAUCCCAGAGACGACGAUCGUGGCCCAUGCGCCUGGAUGGACAUUGUUCGAAAACUUGUACAUGUACAACGAUACCCUGGUUUUUGUUUCUGAUACCCCCUCCGACUUCCCCGAUAUGCGACUCAUGACAAGUACGCCAAUGACGGCGGAGAAUAACCCUGAAAAUAUCGCAGCACGGGAGCCAACGCGAUACAGCAUGACCUCGCUGACGCCUACCGAGGCAAGGCGGCGAUGGGGAGCAGGUCCCAGCGAGGGAGGAGAGAACAGGAUAUUCUCCGUGACAGGAAAUACAAUUCUUGUGAAUGAGCCGAGCCAGUUUUUAAGGCAUUACUAUCAUCUCGUAGCCGAACUGCUAUUCGGCGUGCAGGCUUUCUGGCAUGGUGCCUUAUCGGGUGCUUUGGAUUCGGACCCCGCUUCGGCUACACAUCGGGCGCCACCCCCACCCAUAGAUCGGAUCAUCUUUGCUCGAUCCGACGCAGAUGGCUGGCGAGACGAUCCCGGCUUCAAUGCCUAUGUCGUGCGCGCUGCUUUUCCGGACGUAACGAUCGAGGAGGAAGAGGACUGGAUCGACCGCGUCAUCGUCACCUCAGACGGGGACCGAGCCUGGCAUUUCCGCGGGUUCUGCUCACGGACAGAAGUGCCUCGUUCCGCGGUGCGAUCUGUGGGUUGAAAAACCAGCGCAUAGCAGCGGAGGCGUUCGAAGAGAUGCGUUCGAAAGACAAGCUAGUGGGAAUCAAUGCAGGAGCCUGGUGGGAGCCUGUUCGAUCGGCUGUGCUGCGUUUUGCGGGUGCCCGGUUAUCCCUUCCUCCUCCCUGCCGCUUCCUUCCCCCGAAUCGAUAUCGAGUGACAAUUCCGCGAGCACAUCGACCCUCCCCAUGCCUGAGAAGAUCGUUGUGACCUACAUCAGCCGCCAAGGUGCAAAGAAUCGCAAGCUGACGCCUGAGAGUCACAAUGAACUGGUCGAGAGCUUGUCAGAGCUUGUCCGGCGCAAAGGCGACGGAUGGGAGCUGAAUAUUGUCGUGGCUGAACUGUUGACGAAGGACGAGCAGAUCAGGAUAGCUGCUCGCACAACGAUUCUUCUAGGCGUCCACGGCAACGGACUAACGCAUCUUGUGAUGAUGCAGCCCACUCGCUUGUCUGCUGUGAUCGAGAUCUUCUACCCCGGCGGUUUCGCCCAUGAUUACCAAUGGACCACGACUGCUCUGGGCAUGAAACACUUUGCGUUUUGGGACAAGUCAUACCGCACAGAAGGGGCUGGCGAGGGAACCCCGAGUGUGAAAUACCCCGAUGGCUUCCAGGGCGAUGAGAUCCCUGUGCACGGGCCCAGUGUCGUGCGCCUGAUUGAAGAUCGGGUGGCUGGUCGCGUCUAGUAGAUGUAUAUUGUAUGUGUGUAUUGCUCUUAUUGCGCUGCCCCUGUGUGCAGAUUAAUCCCGCG